This is a messenger RNA of Rotaria sp. Silwood2, 324 nucleotides long. The record is from the annotation of a GenBank genome assembly. NCBI's taxonomy places the organism in Eukaryota, Metazoa, Rotifera, Eurotatoria, Philodinida, Philodinidae.
AUGACAGAUAAAGUUGCUUUUACAAUGAAACUUAAACCAAACGUAAUUAAUGAAUAUAAACGACGACAUGAUGAAAUCUGGCCUGAACUUGUAGCAUUACUUCAUGAACAUGGUAUAUCGGAUUAUUCAAUUUUUCUCGAUGAACAAUCAUUAACAUUAUUUGCUGUUCAAAAAGUUUCGUCAAAUACAAUUUCAUCUAAUAUUAAAUUACGUGAGAAUGAAAUCAUGCAACGUUGGUGGAAACAUAUGGCUGAUCUUAUGGAAACUAACGAUGAUCAAUCACCAGUUACUCAUCCACUUAAGCUGAUUUUUCAUAUGAAUUAA